CGUAGUAAACACGUACUUGCUAUCGCUUGCGCAAAACAUGUGGAAAGUGAGAGAUGCAAAGGGCCCACAAGGGAAGUACCGGUGUUAUUCACCCACUUCUAUGAAUGCUGCCUAUGUACAUAUCAGACAGACAGGGUCCAAAAUCAGAACAACUGCCAGAGAGUUUGGGGUACCUGAAGCAUCCCUGAGGCACAGGCUGUGUGGCAGAGUGAAUCCGGAAAGUUUACAUUCGGGUCCACAACCGAUGUUUUCCAACGAGGAGGAAGCCCAUCUUGUGGAACACAUCAAGACCAUGGCAGAGUGUGGAUAUGGCUAUCGGCGGGCUGAAGUUGUGACCAUGGCCUCGGAGUAUGCUGUUUACCUAGAAAAACGGGACCAAGCCCAUCCUCUAUCAAUGAAAUGGUUCCGUGGCUUUAUGUCAAGGUGGACGGAACUUAAAGUUUUAAAACCUCGUGGACUUGAAUUACAACGGGCCAAGGCGAUCAACAUGGCGUCAGUGACCAGAUAUUAUACUGAACUAGGGUCUAUUCUGGCUAAGUAUUGUUUAAAGGACAAACCAGAAAGAGUCUACAAUAUAGAUGAGAAGGGCCUGUCCACGUCACAUACUCCACCAUCAGUAGUGACCACUGAGACCAAAGUUCCAGCCGUUACAUCUGGUUCCAGAACACUCAUCACUGUGAUUGGCUGUGGCAACGCAUUGGGGUAUAGUGUGCCACCAUAUUUUGUUUUUCCAGGGGCCAGAAUGCGUUCGGAAUUAUUGGAAGGAGGUUGCAUUGGUGCUGAUGGAACUGUGUCUGAAUCUGGUUGGAGCAAUAGCAGCGUGUUUCGCAAAUACAUUGCAGAACACCUUAUGAAGUACUUACCUGAACGUUCUCCAGACAAACCUGUUCUCCUGCUGUAUGAUGGCCACAAGUCUCAUAUAAACCUUGGCUUAAUUGACUGGGCAAGAAAACAUAAUGUGAUUUUGUUCAUACUGCCUGCUCACACCAGCCACGUGCUACAACCGUUAGAUGUGGGAUGCUUUGGACCUUUCGAACGAAUCUACAACUCUGUGUGCCAUCAGUUCAUGAGAGAAAACUGUGGGAAGAGUAUAACUCGCUACAACGUUUGUAAUCUGGGUUGUCAGGCAUAUGCAAAGGCACUCUCUGCUAGCAACCUACAAGCAUCCUUCCGAAAAACAGGCAUACACCUCUACAAUCCAUCAGUUGUUGAUGCAUCCCACUUCAAGCCUUCAGAGGUCCUACAUUCAAGCCCUGCGAUGCCAGCACCACAGAGUGACGCUCAACCCACUGCUAAGGAAUUCUUUAAAGGCAAAGUAGCUGUUCCCAAGCCAAAUGACAGCACAACCAUAAAAAGGAAGUAUCUCAGCACUAUAGUCAGUGGUAGGGCAAUCACUGAAGAUUCAGUUCUUGAAAAAGUGAGGGACCAUGAGCAGUCUAAGCACCAGAAAAAAUCUGCAACCCAGCAAGACCAUCAACCUGGACCAUCUGGAUCAGCAAGUCAGUCAAGGGUUGAUAAAAGUGCCAUGUCAGAAAGUGACCAGGAUGACUCAAACACUGAUGUAUGCUGCGUGUGUAACCUGUUCACACCUGUUGAAGUACACAACAGUGCAUCUGUUGUGUUUGUCAAGUGGGUGCAAUGUGACAAAUGUGAACAUUGGGUCCAUCUGAUAUUUUGCACUCAAGUGAGGGUUGUUAGAAGGGGUGAUAAGUUUCUAUGUCCUCACUGUGCCACCGAGGAAUAAGCACCUUCAUAUUGCAGUGUUAUGUAAUCAACACUGUUGUUAGUAUUGAAUGUUACAAUAAAUUUUGAAUUUAAUAUGUGUUUUACAUAUUUUAGGUACCAGUGUACAAGUUCAGUCUGCAUGGUUAGGUACCGGUAAGUUAAAUUUCAGCGUACAGUCUCCAAUGUUAACAAGGCAGCCAAUCAAAUGCGAUGUUGACAACAUACCAAGGCAGCCAAUCAAAUGCGUCAUUUCAGGUCACUCUCAGAAAACAUGGCCGCUUCCAUAGUGUAGCAAACUUUUAAUCUGGUGGUGUUUUUUGUGUGACUUAUGUCAACUUUUUGUUUCAAACGACAUAAGAAGGCAUUCAAAAAAGAAAAGCAUUGUAGGUUUAUGAAAGUUGAAGAUGUUAUAAAAACUUAUUUUGUUUAAUUGCUUACAUGCGUCAAAACAGGUCACUCGAGGAUAG
This is a messenger RNA of Dreissena polymorpha, 2192 nucleotides long. RefSeq lists its product as uncharacterized. The record is from RefSeq and is a predicted model, not a curated record. The transcript is spliced from 2 exons. Bases 38 to 1744 code for a protein of 568 amino acids. Gene Ontology annotation, cellular component: nucleus. Gene Ontology annotation, molecular function: DNA binding. Lineage: Eukaryota; Metazoa; Mollusca; Bivalvia; Myida; Dreissenidae.